Molecule: messenger RNA, 1788 nt
Organism: Pteropus alecto (black flying fox)
Lineage: Eukaryota; Metazoa; Chordata; Mammalia; Chiroptera; Pteropodidae
Gene: DDB2
Product: damage specific DNA binding protein 2
Exons: 10
Coding region: 136-1419 (427 amino acids)
Biological process (GO): DNA repair; response to UV
Cellular component (GO): nucleus; Cul4-RING E3 ubiquitin ligase complex
Molecular function (GO): damaged DNA binding; protein binding
Source: RefSeq, a predicted model, not a curated record
UGGCGGGAAGCUGGCUUGUUUGGCGGGAAGUUGGACCAGUUCCCCGGUCCCCGCCUUUUUUCUCCCCAGAGGGUUUUCAGUCUUACCUCUCUAAUCUCGGCAUAGGGUGUAGUACCCCUUCGCACGGAGGACGCGAUGGCUUCCAGGAAACGCCCAGAAACCCGGAAGACCCCUGAGGUGGUCGUGCGCCGCAAGAGCAAGAGGAACAGAAGCCCCCGAGAGUUGGAGCCCGAGGCCAAGAAGCUCUGUGUGAAGGGCCCCGGUUCUAGCAGAAGAUUUGACUCAGGCUGCCUUUGGGCGGGGUUGGCUAGCCUGCAGGUCUCACCACCAUGCAGGAAUAUCGUCAGGGCCCUCUAUCACCAUAAAGUGGGCAAAGCUGCUUGGCCAUCACUACAGCAGAGUCUCCAGCAUUCCUUUUUGCAGUCUCUGGCUUCUUACCGGAUAUUCCAAAAGGCUGCCCCCUUUGACAGGAGGGCCACAUCCUUGGCAUGGCACCCAACUCACCCCAGCACCCUGGCUGUAGGUUCCAAAGGGGGAGAUAUCAUGCUCUGGAACUUUGGCAUAAAGGACAAACCUACCUUCAUUAAAGGGAUUGGAGCUGGAGGGAGCAUCACUGGGCUGAAGUUUAACCCUCUCAAUACCAACCAGUUUUUCACCUCCUCAAUGGAGGGAAUGACUAGGCUACAAGACUUUAAAGGCAACACUCUCCAAGUUUUUGCCAGCUACAGCAUCUGCAACUUCUGGUUUUGCAGCCUGGAUGUGUCUGCCAAAAGCCGAGUGGUGGUCACAGGAGACAAUGUAGGGAACGUGAUCCUGCUGAGCAUGGACGGCAAGGAGCUUUGGAAUCUGAGAAUGCACAAAAAGAAAGUGACCCAUUUGGCCCUGAACCCAUGCUGUGAUUGGUUCCUGGCCACAGCCUCUGUAGAUCAAACAGUGAAAAUCUGGGACCUGCGCCAGGUUAAAGGGAAAUCCAGCUUCCUCUACUCACUGCCACACAGGCAUCCUGUCAACGCAGCUCAUUUCAGUCCCGAUGGAGCCCAGCUGCUGACCACUGACCAGAACAGUGAGAUCCGGGUUUACUCUGCCUCCCAGUGGGACUGCCCCCCGAGCCUGAUCCCGCACCCUCACCGCCACUUCCAGCACCUGACGCCCAUCAAGGCAGCCUGGCAUCCUCGGUACAACUUCAUUGUUGUGGGCCGAUACCCAGAUCCUAAUUUCAAAAGUUGUACCCCCUAUGAAUUAAGGACAAUCGAUGUAUUUGAUGGAAGCUCAGGGAAGUUGAUGCAUCAGCUCUAUGACCCAGAAUCUUCUGGAAUCAUUUCGCUCAAUGAGUUCAAUCCUAUGGGAGACACGCUGGCUUCUUUGAUGGGUUAUCACAUUCUCAUUUGGAGCCAAGAGGAAGCUGGGAUGCAGAAAUGAGACAUUAAAGAAGGUACGGAUCAAGCCAGGGCUUGGAGCCACGUGAGAACAAGUCCUGCGAGAAGAGGUGGCUAUGUGUUAAAGGGCCAAAGGUAUUCAAGUCUUAGGAUUGGAGCAGGGAUGCUGUGGCAUGGAAUACUGUGGGGCUGAGACACUGGCAUGUUAUUGUUCUGGACUUAGCUCUGGAAACUUCUCCAGAGUUGGUGACUCAGCUGCCCCAAGGGUACCUGCUUGUAUCUAGCCCGAAGCCAAGCUUCUCCUGGAGUCAAGGAACUUUUCUUCUCCCUGACAUGUGACGGCAGAGUGAUCAGGUGGUGGUUUUGAUAUGUGUUCACUAUUGACAUGGCCAAUAAAAUCAUACCCAACUGA